GGCAGCAAACAAGUUACUAAUUCAUUCCCCCACUUGCUCUCAAGUUCAGAAGCAGCCUGGCAGACGUGGAACCACGAUGAAACUCCCAGCCCCUUUCCGCACCUGCGGCCUCGAGCUGGCCCUGUUCUCGCUGCUGGUCGUCCUCCAGACCACCACUGCCCAAAAGAAUGGCAUCGACAUCUACAGCCUCACUGUGGACUCCAGAGUCUCCUCCCGCUUUGCCCACACGGUUGUCACCAGCCGGGUGGUCAAUAGGGCCGAUACUGUGCAGGAGGCCACCUUCCAGAUGGAGCUGCCAAAGAAAGCCUUCAUCACCAACUUCUCCAUGACCAUUGAUGGUGUGACCUACCCAGGAAACCUCAAGGAGAAGGCUGCAGCCCAGGAACAGUACAGCGCAGCGGUGGCACAGGGAAAGAGCGCCGGCCUUGUCAAGGCCUCCGGGAGAAAGACAGAGCAGUUCCAGGUGUCGGUCAGCGUGGCUCCUUCUGCCAAGGUCACCUUUGAGCUGGUGUACGAGGAGCUGCUCCAGCGGCGUCUGGGGGUGUAUGAGCUGCUGCUGAAAGUGCAGCCCCAGCAGUUGGUCAAGCACCUGCAGAUGGACAUUCACAUCUUCGAGCCCCAGGGCAUCAACUUCCUGGAGACGGAGAGCACCUUCAUGAUCAAUGGGCUGGCAGAUGCUCUCACUACCUCAAAGAACAAGACCAAGGCUCAUAUCCGGUUCAAGCCCACGCUGUCCCAGCAGCAAAAGUCUGAGCAGCAGGACACAGUCCUGGAUGGCAGCCUCAUCAUCCGGUAUGAUGUGAACCAGACCCUCUCUGGUGGCUCCAUUCAGAUCGAGAACGGAUACUUUGUGCACUACUUCGCCCCUGAGGGCCUGUCCACAAUGCCCAAGAAUGUGGUCUUUGUCAUUGACAAGAGUGGCUCCAUGAGUGGCAGAAAAAUCCAGCAGACCCGAAAAGCCCUAAUCAAGAUCCUGGAUGACCUCAGCCCCAGAGACCAGUUCAACCUCAUCAUCUUCAAUGAGGGAGCUACCCAGUGGGAGCCAUCGCUGGUGCCAGCCUCGGCCGAGAAUGUGAACAAGGCCCGGAGCUUUGCUGCCCAUAUCCAGGCCCACGGAGGGACCAACAUCAACGAUGCGAUGGUGAUGGCCGUGCAGCUGCUGGAGGACAGCAACCAGAAGGAACUGCUGCCCUCAGGGAGCGUCUCACUCAUCCUCCUGCUCACGGAUGGCGACCCCACCGUAGGGGAGACUAACCCCACGCAGAUUCAGAAGAAUGUGCGGGAAGCCAUAGGCGGCCAGUACAACCUCUUCUGCCUGGGGUUUGGCUUCGACGUCAGCUAUGCCUUCUUGGAGAAGCUGGCGCUGGACAAUGGCGGCUUGGCUCGGCGCAUCUACGAGGACUCAGACUCUGCCCUGCAGCUCCAGGACUUCUACCAGGAGGUGGCCAACCCACUGCUGACGGCAGUGGCCUUUGAGUACCCCAGCAAUGCUGUGGAGGAGGUCACAAAGGACAACUUCCGGCUCUUCUUCAAGGGCUCGGAGAUGGUAGUGGCUGGAAAGCUCCAGGACCACAGCCCUGAGGUACUGACAGCCAGAGUCAACGGGAAGGUGCAUAAGCAGAAUAUCACCUUCCAAACGGAAACCAGCGUGGCGGCGCAGGAGGAGGAGUUCCGGAGCCCCAAGUAUAUCUUCCACGGCUUCAUAGAGAGACUCUGGGCAUACCUGACUAUCCAGCAACUGCUGGAGCAGAGUGUUUCUGCACCAGAUGCGGAGCGGCAGGCCCUUGAGACCCGAGCACUGAACUUGUCCCUCAGUUACAACUUUGUCACUCCUCUCACAUCUAUGGUGGUCACCAAACCUGAAGGCCAAGAACACUCUCAAAUUGCAGAGAAGCCUGUGGAAGAUGAAAAUAGCAACAGGAAUGUCCACUCAGAGGGGACCUUGGAUCCCAAGAGGGACAGGGACUUUCCAGUGGUGCUCAUCAUGGCACUAUUUAGACUAGUCAUUGCCAACUCCUUUCCUCCUCUUCCCCCACUCAGCUUACGGGCAUCAGGCAUCCCCCCCGCUCCCCAAGUGUGUCUGAAUGUUCCUGCACUCAUGCCUGCUUCAGCAUCACAAAUCAUCUCAAACACUGAUCAAGCUGUGUUGCAUGGUAUGGAUAUAAAAAUCAAAGGCCAGAAGGAGCUGCCUAAACCCAGACUUUUUCUUUUAGAAACAGCCACAGCAGCCUCAUCCCCAGCCCCCAUGCAGGUUCCUUCCGUAAUCCUGCCGCUGCCUGGGCAGAGCGUGGAGCGGCUCUGUGUGGACCUCAAGCGCUCUCAGGGGCCAGUGAACCUGCUCUCAGACCCUGAGCAAGGGGUUGAGGUGACGGGCCAGUAUGAGACGAAGAAGGCUGGCUUCUCAUGGAUCGAAGUGACUUUCAAGAAUCCCCAGCUACAGGUUCAUGCAUCCCCUGAACACGUGGUGGUGACUCGGGACCGAAGAAACUCUGUGUACAAGUGGAAAGAGACACUGUUCUUAGUGAUGCCUGGCCUAAAGAUGACCAUGGACAAGACGGGUCUCCUGCUGCUCAGUGACCCAGACAAAGUGACCAUCGGCCUGUUGUUCUGGGAUGGCCCUGGAGAGGGGCUCCGGUUCUUUCUGCGUGACACUGACCACUUCUCCAGCCAUGUCAGCGGGACCCUUGGCCAAUUUUACCAGGAUGUUCUCUGGGGGGAACCAACAGUGUCGGAUGACAGCAAACGCACGCUGAGAGUUCAGGGGAAUGACCACUUGGCUACCAGAGCACUCAGGCUGGAUUACCAGGAGGGACUCCCAGGAACAGAGGUUUCCUGCUGGUCCGUGGAGCUAUAGUUCUGAUGGGAGGAGCCAUGCCUGCUGUGUGCACUUGGCCACCACCCUGCCACUGCAGGUCCACCUGUGGAGCCUGGACCAAAACAGGGAGAGGCAUUCCCACUCAUUACAAAUAAAGAAAGGUGGUGUGAACCCA
Messenger RNA from Carlito syrichta (Philippine tarsier), 2990 nucleotides. RefSeq names its product inter-alpha-trypsin inhibitor heavy chain family member 4 (gene ITIH4). Bases 77 to 2854 code for a protein of 925 amino acids. The transcript has 22 exons. NCBI's taxonomy places the organism in Eukaryota, Metazoa, Chordata, Mammalia, Primates, Tarsiidae. Gene Ontology annotation, molecular function: serine-type endopeptidase inhibitor activity. Gene Ontology annotation, biological process: hyaluronan metabolic process. The record is from RefSeq and is a predicted model, not a curated record.